AUGAACACCCCUCGCCGGGAUAAAGUGAAGGUCCCUACCAUCGAAGCUUUUGAUGGAACUACUGACCCAGAAGAGCACAUGGCUGCCUAUGCAGCCCAAAUGAGCGUCCAGAUCGGAUGUGGAGCCACUUGGUGCAGAUACUUUCCUACCACUUUGAAGGGUCUAGCCCUUAUCUGGUUCAACAAGCACGUGGCAAAAGGAAGUAUCACGAGCUACAAUGAGCUUGAAAGAGUUUUCAUCAGCCAAUUCGCGGUAGGUCGGAGGCACCAAAAGACAAGUGUCAACUUAAUGGCAGUCAGACAAGGAGACACGGAGACCCUUCACAAUUAUGUUAAGAGAUUCAAUGAAGAAGUCCUAAAGAUACACAAUCUUAAGGACGAAACCAAGUUUGCAGCCCUCUUGGCAGGUCUUCAGUCCGAUGAUUUCAAGUUUGAGUUGAUCAAGUCUGGGGUAUCCAACUUCGAAGAAGCCAUGGAAAAAGCCCAAAAGCACAUCCAAGCCACAGAUGUCUGUAAAAUCAGUUGGGGAGGUGAGCGUAGCACAAGGCAAAAACAAAAGCCAAGUUGGGGAGAGACCUCAAAACCGGAUAAGAAGAAAAAAGAGAACGGCAGCCCCGAUCGAGCUCAACCCUCCCUCAAAAGGUCAGUAAUAGCCGAAGACCAUGGUGAGGAUCCGAGGUACAACCGCAACAGGCGAGAGAUUUACCUUGAUCUGAAAGGAAAAGACAUCCUUCCCAAACCCCCGGCAAUCCGAACGCCCGAGGCAAAGCGAGACAAGUCACUGUGGUGUGAGUUCCACCAUGAAUGCGGGCACACCACGAAGAACUGUAGAGAGCUGAAAAGGGCGCUAGACCACUUGGCCGACGAGGGCAAGCUGAAUGAUUACUUAAGGAAGAAUCCUACCCCGAAAGGAAAAGCCAAGGAAAAGGAAUCCGCUAGUGAGGACACAGGGGAUUACAUUGGGGUGAUAGCUGGAGGCCUAGCCACAGGUGGGUCUGUUAGCAAGGCAAAGGAUAGCUUAUGGACACUUGAACACCAAGUCUUGAAAGUAUCAUCGGCUUCUCAAACAACACCGGCAAUGACCUUCGGCGGGAACACUGGCCGCCCACUCCAAGAGUCCCAUGACGAUCCCCUAGUCAUCGAAAUGAAAGUUGCCAACUCAACAGUUGGGCGAGUGCUGGUAGACAGUGGGUCGUCUGCUGACAUUAUCGCUCUGAAAUGCCUAGAAGGGCUCAAGUAUACCAAGGAUGAUCUGAAAACCAUCUCCCAGCCGCUCAUUGGGUUUGGAGGACAAGCCGUCCAUCCCCAAGGUACCAUCAAGCUACCUGUCAGGUUGGGUCCUAAGAACAAAGGAAGACGACUACUAGUGGACUUUCUUGUCGUGGGCAUCUCACUACCAUACAACAUCAUCUUGGGCCGACCUCUACUAAACAAAGUAAAAGACGCGAUCUCUGUGUACCAACUUCUCAUGAAGUUCGAGUUGGAAGAUGGCACUGUGGGAAAGAUCUUUGGAGAUCAGCAAGUGGGUAGAAGAUGUUAUGUCAAUAGCCUCAAAAGGGUACCAGAUACCCCCCAACCCCGGUCAAGAAAGUCAAGCAGGAAGAGACCCCACUAG
Spinacia oleracea (spinach) is the source of this 1614-nucleotide messenger RNA. RefSeq lists its product as uncharacterized. The coding region runs from base 1 to 1614 and encodes 537 amino acids. NCBI's taxonomy places the organism in Eukaryota, Viridiplantae, Streptophyta, Magnoliopsida, Caryophyllales, Amaranthaceae. The record is from RefSeq and is a predicted model, not a curated record. The transcript has a single exon.